Molecule: messenger RNA, 790 nt
Organism: Cloeon dipterum
Lineage: Eukaryota; Metazoa; Arthropoda; Insecta; Ephemeroptera; Baetidae
Exons: 4
Coding region: 25-507 (160 amino acids)
Biological process (GO): positive regulation of MAPK cascade
Cellular component (GO): terminal bouton
Molecular function (GO): protein binding; transmembrane receptor protein tyrosine kinase activator activity
Source: RefSeq, a predicted model, not a curated record
GGUUGCUUGUGGUGUCAGUGCGAGAUGCAUCGAGAAGCAGUGUUGUUGGCUGCGCUGCUUUUCGCCGGGGUACUUGCUAGCCCCGCGGCCUCUGAGCCCUCCAGGACCAAGAGAAGCAUAGCAUCGAUGCCCGAGCUAGGGUCUUUGUUGUCCCCUGGCUUCGUUCAGCGGGUGCAGCAGGACAAGGAAGGCGACCAAGAAGAGGUUCAGGACAAGCGGCAUUCGAAGCACCACCCAUACAGCGAAUAUCUUUUUUGGCUGCGGUCUGGAGAAUGCCCAGAUUCGGAAGAAGGCAGUCCAGGGUUCUUCUGUCCAACUCCAGACACGAACGGCCAGUGGCGGUGCGUGACCGAAUUCCAAUUGUGCGACCACAUGCGCGACUGCCCGAACGGCGAGGACGAACUUCCAACCCACUGUCUCUUCUACAGUGUGAUCCAAACUCAUUUCUCGAAGCUGACUAAGAGUUUGUUGCUGCGACCCAUCCUCAGCAAACACAACCACGUAUGAUAAACUCGGACGCGGCCCUACACCCCAUGCCAUUUUAUUUCCUGAGUUACGGCUGCUCGUUGAGUUGAUUCCGCGCCCAACCCACCCUGCGGAGCCGAUCUGGCAGCUCCCCAGCCUGGAAUGGUCGCAAAUUCUGAGCCUUAAAAAGGAAUCAACCCUUGGCGUGCUUGUCACAUCAUUCCUUUGACCUCGCUUACGUUUUGCUGUGUGCUACGGUUAGUCACUCAUUGAAACCUAUUCCAUCAAGGUGCAAAUAAAAAAGUCUUUAUUUGAUUCGCUACAA